Drosophila mauritiana is the source of this 2112-nucleotide messenger RNA. RefSeq lists its product as uncharacterized. Gene Ontology annotation, cellular component: nucleus. NCBI's taxonomy places the organism in Eukaryota, Metazoa, Arthropoda, Insecta, Diptera, Drosophilidae. The record is from RefSeq and is a predicted model, not a curated record. The transcript has 4 exons. Bases 180 to 1910 code for a protein of 576 amino acids.
CUAACGACGCCGUUGCGAUCUUCAUUGCGCGCGCAGUGUUGAAAAGUGUGUUUGAAAUAUUAACGCUUUGUUUUUUCGGUACAGCGUCGGUCUUCAGCUGCUCGAAUUUUCGCUUAAUUGCUUGUGUUUAUUCAUUUGGGAUUUCCUCGUGGCCAAUUGGGAAUAGCAUAUACUUAGCCAUGGACGAUUCACGCAGAUCGAUGGCGGGCAAGUUUCACUUCCAGCAGAUCGAUUCCCGUAGCUCAUCGAUAAUGACAAACGAUGAGAGCGUCUCCAUGUAUUUAUCCUUUGACGCGGAGGACACUCUAUCCAAUGCCAAGUGGCAAUCGGCCCUGGUCACUCAGAGCAGCCAGUUCCUGGAGGUGCACAACACCAAGAUGGAGGUAAACAGCGAUGAUAUGGACCUAAGGCGCACUAUCCUGAAGGAUCUGCAGCAGUUGACCAUCGGGGAACCUGACCAAAAUUCGCCCCUCCGCCCAUUUGACAAAAGUAUUCUCAACCGGCACAACGCCUUGUGCUCCACUCCCUCCAAGGGCAAUUCGACCGCAACGCAGCCACCACAGAUAAUGGAAAGCAUGGAUCUGACCCAAAUUGAUAAGGAGAACACCCAUCCGGAGGGGCACAAUCACAGUGGCGGCGAUAACUCGACCUUGUCCAGUUCAGUGGACGUGACCGCCAAUACGGUUAAGGCCAAUACCCUAAAAACUGGCGAUGCUACCAUGGACAAUGUAUCCUUGCAGGAGGCUGCCAAGACCCCAGGUCCCAGCCAAGUCUAUCCCUUGAGUGCGAACGUUGUUUUAGAGAAUAUAACUGAAGUAUCCAACGAAGGGGUAUCCAUGCUGGUCUCGCCCGGAGCCGAAAAAGAGGUCGCCAAUGUCAACGAGGUAGUGAACGAAGUCUCUGAGCUAAUUGCCAAAGCUCUAAAGAUCUCCGCUGAUUCUGUGAAGCCAAAGACAUCCAAAUUGAAGGUUGAGGCGGGCAAGAAGAGGCAGUCCAUGAGCUCCACUUAUUCGGGUGCCGCCCUACCGCGCCCUCGGCGCUCCUAUCUGCCCACCACCACCGCAGAGACGCGCACGUACUCCUUCAAGCAGCGCAUGUCGGUGGUGGUCAAGACUACGCUCAACAGCCCAGCUCGCAAGCGGAGUAUCGGCGGCGGUGUGCCACUAAGCCGUCGCAGCUGCUUGCCCGUCUCCAAGCUAACAAAGAGCAACAUAAAAAAGUCGAUCGCUGUGGCCAGCGGUCGUUCGCCCGAGAAGAUCGCCUCAAAUCCGGCGAAGACAUCGACAAAAAGCCAUCUGGAGACAGUUUUUAGCUGCAAGAAUUGCAGCGCAACCUUUCGAGUGAAGUCACUUCUUGACGUUCAUAUGCGAAUGCACGAUCCGGUCGACAACGGACCCAAUACCCUAAAGCGUCUGAACAGCAAUACGGUUGCAGCGGGAGGAUCGAAGAAUCGCUGCAAGUUUUGCGAUAAGAAUUUCGCACUGGAACGUGCUUUGCACAUCCAUCUAAUGCAGAACUGCGACAAGAUACCGCCGUCCGAGAAACGCAAGCUGCAGUUCACCGAGCUGAACCACGAGAAGAAGGCCCAGCUGCCAAAGAUCGGUGCAACCAGUGUCAUUAACCAUCCCAUGACGGUGCCCCAGAAGCCACAGCAACGCAUGAGUACCAUUCCCAAAUUGGCUCCCUCACAAGGAGUCCAGUCCAUGGCUCCUCCGAGCGUGAAGAAAGUUCCCAAGAACGUGGCGCAUGCCGGCGUCUACCGCACUCCCACAAAGACUGUGCCCUGCCACAUCUGCAAGCAGUCGUUUAGGAGCAUACUCGAGUUCACAAACCACAGCCUGACGGUGCAUGGAACGAACCAGCUAAAGAAGAUGACCGGCAAAGAGGAUGCACAGAGUGCUCAGGAUUAAAUUAAACGAUUCGUGUGUAGCCUAGUCUAUGUCUAAGUUAAGUGCUGUGGCGUAGAUGUGGUCCAGUUCCGGCGCUUCAGCUGCACGACUGGACUGCUUUGUGAAUUUUCUAGUUUUUCGUAAGCUUAAUAUGACAUUCGCACAAAAAAAAAACUAUCGUAGUGUAAAUGACAGUAAAUACAUUAUAUUCUAGGUUACUGAA